Neoarius graeffei (lesser salmon catfish) is the source of this 1170-nucleotide messenger RNA. It is a transcript of the gene hax1, whose product is annotated as HCLS1 associated protein X-1. The transcript is spliced from 7 exons. Lineage: Eukaryota; Metazoa; Chordata; Actinopteri; Siluriformes; Ariidae. The coding region runs from base 59 to 946 and encodes 295 amino acids. Gene Ontology annotation, biological process: regulation of actin filament polymerization; negative regulation of apoptotic process. Gene Ontology annotation, cellular component: actin cytoskeleton; mitochondrion; clathrin-coated vesicle. The record is from RefSeq and is a predicted model, not a curated record.
CUUGACAGUCUGCAGUUUCCGGCUGUUUGUUGUGAGCUCGCAGGGUUUUUAACGCUAAAUGAGUGUCUUUGAUCUUUUCCGCGGGUUCUUCGGGGUGCCAGGGGGCGGAUACCGCGGGGCUGGGCGGAGGGAGCCCUUCUUUGAUGGGUUGACUCAUGAUGAUGACGACGAUGACGAUGACGUGGAGGAUGGAUUUCAUCAAAAUUACUUGGACGGGUUUGACGAUGUGUUCAGAUUUGGUUUUCAUCUUGGGCCAAAUGGAAUGCACGUCCAGGAGCCACAGCUGUUUGGCCGAAUAUUACAGGACAUGGAGGACAUAUUUGCUGGUUUAGGCCGUUUCAGUCAUGAUGUGCCCUGUAUUGAGGCUGUACCUCAGGAGAAACCAGAGGGAAGCAGCAGCAGAGGAGGAAGACACAGGAACUCUCUCAGAGAUUUCAUGCUGAAGAACCCAGAUGAUUCUUCCCAUAAUUCCCCAUCUGUAGCCCCUAGAGACAUGGAUCCUUCAUCACCUGGUGGCCAAAGUGUACCUACGAGCCCUUUCCAUCACUGGACACCAUUCUCCAGGUUUAAGGACAUUUGGAGUGCUGGACCAAGACAAAUGGAGGAAGAAAGGAAGGAGGACGGAGAUCUAGACUCUCAGGUGUCUUCAGGAGGCCUGGACCAAAUCUUAACACCGGCUCCCUCACAGCCAAAAACACGAUCCUUCUUUCAGUCUGUAACAGUUACCAAAGUGGUUAGACCUGAUGGGACAGUAGAAGAGAGACGUACAGUCAGGGAUGGCCAGGGUAAUGAAGAGACUACAGUGAUCCGCUCAGGAGGCCCUGGUGAUCCAGAAGGUCCACAUGAUGAUCCAGUUCCUCCCACACCAGGUGGUCUCAGGCCUUUCACUGACCUGCACGAUGAGUUCUCCAUGUUCACCAAGUUCUUUGGUGGCUUCAGAAGAUGAAAACGGAGAGGACUAGAGUUUUCGAGCUCUGGCUUCUGAGGAUGAGACAGAAAUAAAGGCAGUGACUAUUACAAACUGCUUCAGCCCUAUUUAUUAUUUUGGUUUUUUUUUUUCUUCAGAAUUGAUGAAUCAUUGUUGCAGUAUGUUUUGCAUUUUUGAGUUGGAAUGUAUAUAAGCUUAAUUUCCAGAAAAUAUAAAUAAAACCUAAUAAUGUACUAUAUGAA